Balaenoptera musculus (blue whale) is the source of this 2909-nucleotide messenger RNA. RefSeq lists its product as uncharacterized. The record is from RefSeq and is a predicted model, not a curated record. The coding region runs from base 1 to 1155 and encodes 384 amino acids. Lineage: Eukaryota; Metazoa; Chordata; Mammalia; Artiodactyla; Balaenopteridae. The transcript has 6 exons.
AUGGCCAAGGCUCAGGCCCAGGACCACCCCCCAUCCCCAGGACCACCCCCCAUCCCCACCCCCAGGCGUGCCCCCAAGUCUCCGCCCACGUGCGCCCCUGCUCUGCCCGCCCGGCACAGGGACCCUCCCCACUCUGACCCGGGCUGUGAGAGCCGCAAACGCCCGGAGUCCCCACCUGGGGCAGGCUCACCGCAGCCCCUGCUCCGGGCGGGACCCCUGCCCCCAGCGCUUCCACGGUUAUUGCUGCAAGUUCCAAGCCCCCGCGGCCCCCACCCCAGCACCUCGACCCCCGCGCACCCCAUCUGGAGGCGCCGCAUCCUUGCAAAAUGCCUGCAUGUCAAAGUUCUUGCCUCCCGGUUGGACGCGCCCUCCCCGCCCUGCUGGCUGCUGGCUCUGCAGUUUUCCAAAUGCGGACGAUGCCACGAGCCAAGAGAAAACUCCAGAGCACCCCCGGCUGGAGCCACGCGGCGCCGGCACCACGGCUCCCACCUCGCCGGCGGGCACACCCCCACCGCGGCGGCCGCCAGCAUCUACAGCUAUUCCAGAAGCUUCUCUGUGGGUUACCUCUAUCUUCAAAGCAUCCCUGAGAGCAAGGAUGUGCAGCUCGCCCGCCGAGACCACGUGGGGCUGGCCGUGCACGUCCGGUGGAACGUUCCACCGUGGCCGGAUGUGCUGUGCUUCCCGCACGGGCCACCGCACUGCACGUGGCUGCUGAGCUCUCACGGUGCGGCUGGCAUGGCUGCAGACCUGAACCUUCGGUUUGAUGUCAGUCAGUUAAUCUUAGUUUCAGUGGCCACAUGUGAGCAGCGGCUACUGUGCUGGGUGGUGGGAGAGAGAGAGGAUGGGGAGCGAAGCAGGAGGUCCUGGGCCCACAGAGAGAGCAGUUUGGGGAAGGGAUGGGCUUGUAGGUCAGAGGUCAGGGGAGGCCUCCGUCGGGGAUGGACAGGGGCCCAAAGGACGUCUGAGGUGCGGCGGCUGAAUGUCUGGGGAGGAGCACCCAGGCAGAGGGCGCUGGGAGGACAGAGGGCAGGAGGGAGGGCGGACGGACCUACGGUGGGGCUGGGCAGAGGUGUGCUGCUCAGGUGGGAAUGCUGCUCGGGUGGGAAUGCUGCCGGGGGCAGGGUCGAGCCGCGAGCCCCAGGCCACCAGGGCUGACGCUUCUCAGCGAGGCUGCGGUCCAGCGGGGAGGGGCACUCAGGUCCUGGCCAGACCUUGAGAGUUUGUCCACAAGAUUUGCUGACCCAGGGGAGAUGGUUACAGAGAAAGAGGGGUGUCAGGUGAGCGGUCCCACGGGGAAUAGGGUGCCUCUCCUGCGAAGGUGGGAGGGGAGGAAAGGGCAGGCGGGGACUUCGCUUCGUGGGAGGGGCCUCUGCCCGUGGGCUGGAAAAAGCCGGCCCCACCCCCCACGGAGCAAGAGGUACCCGAGCGGCUGUGAGGGGUGGAGGUGCUCCCUUCUCAGAGCCCCUUGCGGGGCUCGGAGGGGCCCCCGCGACCGGCCUGGGGGACCGUCUCACGGUGAGGAGCCCCUGGAACUCGGGUAACUGGAGGCAGGUGUGGUUUCUGGGUCCCUCGCCCAGUGGACCCCUCGCCCCUCACCCCUUGAGCCGAGGUAGGGGAGCCGGGAGCAGCUGCUGGAGAGCAGCGAUUUCCUGGAAGCGCUGAGGACAGUAAUGGAGCCUGAGCGGCCCCCUGGGGGAAGUGGCUUCUGCCUGAGAGCAUUUCCUGAAGCUCCAUCCCUGGCGGCACAGGGCGGGGGGCUAGGGCUGGGCAGGCAGCCCUCCCGUGCAUCCCACCCCAUCUGCCAGCCUGGGAAGAGAGGGGGUGCAGAGCCCAGGAGGCCCCACAGAGCCCGGCUCCAGCCUCACUGAGAGACCCUCGGGGGCCUGGGUGGGACGGGGCAAUGAGAGGCCACUCUGACCUCAGAGCCUCAGCUUCCUCGUCUGUGAAGUGGGGCCACAGCCCCUCCCGGGUGGUGAGGAGGCUGAGGUGUGGACAGAGCCCCUGGCCGAGACUCCAGCCACGGAAGCCCCCAGACAGCAUCACUGUCUCACCCACCAGAGGAGCUACUGGAUGGAUGGAUGGAUGGAUGGAUGACCUCAUCAAUGGUCAACACAGUCUCUGCAAUGGCCUCUCUCUGCUAAGAUGAGCCCAGCUUACCCAUCAGAGCACCUGAGCAGUCAGACGCCUCUCCAGCGAGUCCACGGAAGAUGCUUAUCGUCACCGGUCACCAGAGCAAUGACCGCGGUGGGACACCGCCUCAUACCACCGGGACGGCUGGAAAAAACAAGAGCCCCAAACCAGAACAUAACAAGUGAUAUUGUUAUCAGCGAGGACGUGGCGAAAUUUGAACGUCAGGUGUUGCUGGUGAGAAUGUAACACGGCGCAGCCACUGUGGAGAAUCGUCUGGCAGCUCCUCAAAAAGUCAAACCAUCACAACCAGCAAUUCUGCUCCUCGGUACGUGCCCCCAAAUGAAACAAGGACCCAAACAGAUACUCACACGCGAGGGCUCACAGCAGCCAAAUGGGGAAACCCAACGCCGGCUGCCAGUGGGCGGACAAACCGCACAGUGAAGCGAUUCAGCCACGCUGGCCACAAUGUGGACACAUCUAGGAGACACGGUGCUGAGUGAACAGGCCCAGACGCAGAAGGCCGUGUGUCGUGCGAUCCCAUUACACGAGCCGCUGGGGCAGGAGAAGCCACCAAGACCAAGCAGACGGAGGGAGGGGGAGACCAACCACCUGAUGGGAACCGGGCCCCCUUCGCGGGGAGGAGAACGUCCUGGAACCAGAGAGAGGUGGUGCUUGCAUGGCGCUGUGACUGUGCUAAAAUGCCCCGGAACUGUUUGCUUUUAAAUAGCUAAUUUUAUGUUGUGUGCAUUUCACCUCGAUUAAAAAACAACAGAAAAAGA